This is a messenger RNA of Elephantulus edwardii (Cape elephant shrew), 306 nucleotides long. RefSeq names its product VMA21 vacuolar H+-ATPase homolog (S. cerevisiae) (gene VMA21). The record is from RefSeq and is a predicted model, not a curated record. Lineage: Eukaryota; Metazoa; Chordata; Mammalia; Macroscelidea; Macroscelididae. Gene Ontology annotation, biological process: vacuolar proton-transporting V-type ATPase complex assembly. The transcript has 3 exons. Gene Ontology annotation, cellular component: endoplasmic reticulum membrane. The coding region runs from base 1 to 306 and encodes 101 amino acids.
AUGGAGCGCUCGGACAAAGCGGCGCUGAACGCCCUGCAGCAGCCCGAAUUCAGGAGUGAAAGUACAUUAGCAUCCACCUUGAAGACACUCCUGUUCUUCACGGCCUUGAUGAUCACGGUUCCCAUUGGGUUAUAUUUCACGACCAAGUCCUAUGUGUUUGAAGGUGCCUUGGGCAUGUCCAACCGGGACAGCUACUUUUACGCCGCCAUUGUGGCUGUGGUGGCCGUCCACGUGGUCCUGGCUCUCUUCCUCUACGUGGCGUGGAAUGAAGGCUCACGGCAGUGGCGCGAAGGCAAACAGGAUUGA